AUGAUGUUUGACGCGGAGCGGCGCUAUCAGAAGCGCAACCGGACCAAUAAGCUCCUAUGCCGGAGCUGCCAAAACCCUUUGACCCCCAUGGAUCCUUGGUCCAAACGGAGCCUAAAGCAUUGCAAGCUCCUCGAGGGCAGGAUCGGCGUCUUUUGUGUGUUCCCCAGUGUUCAGUACAGUGAUCUGCCUACAAUCAACUCCAGUCCCGGACUCCUGGGUUCUCAGCCUGGUCCCUCGCCCCCAGGCUCUGCAAAGAUCUUGAGUCGGGAGCAUCUUAGGGAGCAGGACACUGCUGAGCAGAGGAGAAUCCGCGGAAGGGAUCCCCCCGACCCUUCGUUUCCUCCCGCUGGCCGAGUCCCCCGGGGGGUGUGGUGGGACACCAUGCACCCGGCGGGGAAACUAGUCCCGGGAGCCCCGUCUCCACCGGACCUCAACUCCUCCUUCCCGCUGCUGAACGAGUCCUCUUGCUCCGGUUGCUUUAACGGCUCGGCGGGACCCCAGAGCCCCCCAUGGCUGGUGGACGCGUGGCUGGUGCCGCUCUUCUUCGCCGUGCUCAUGGUGGUGGGGCUGGCCGGCAACUCUUUGGUCAUCUACGUGAUCUCCAAGCAGAAGCAGAUGAGGACGGUCACCAACUUCUACAUCGCAAAUCUGGCCACCACUGACAUCAUCUUCUUGGUGUGUUGCGUCCCCUUCACCGCCAUGCUCUACCCCCUGCCCAGCUGGAUCUUCGGGGAAUUCAUGUGCAAGUUUGUCAAUUACAUCCAGCAGGUGUCUGUGCAGGCCACCUGCGCCACCUUGACUGCCAUGAGCGUGGACCGCUGGUAUGUGACUGUGUUCCCUUUGCGUUCCCUGCGCCAGCGCACCCCACGGGUGGCUGCAGCCGUUAGCCUGGGCAUCUGGAUCGGUUCCUUUAUUGUGUCCUCGCCGGUGCCCGUCUACAACCAACUCACUGAAGGCUACUGGUUUGGGCCACAGACCUACUGCAUCGAGUCCUUUCCAUCACCGUUAUACGAGAAAGCUUUCAUCCUCUACAACUUCCUCAUCGUCUACCUGCUGCCCCUGCUCACCAUCUGUAUCUGCUACGCAGCAAUGCUCUACCAGAUGGGUAGGCCCACCGUGGACCCGGUUGAUAACAACUUCCAGGCGCAGCUGCUGGCGGAGCGCUCGGAGGCCAUGCGAACCAAGAUCUCCCGCAUGGUGGCUGUCGUCGUGGCCCUGUUUACACUGUGCUGGGGCCCCAUCCAGCUCUACAUCCUGUUCCAGGCCUUUAGCCCCAGCUUCCAGCGGAACUACUACACCUAUAAGGUGAAGAUCUGGGCCCACUGCAUGUCCUACACCAAUUCCUCCAUCAACCCCAUCGUCUAUGCCUUCUUGGGAGCCAAUUUCCGCAAGGCCUUCAAAAAGGUCUUCCCCUUCAUCUUCAAACAGCGUGUGGGCAGCGUUGGCCCCCCCAAUGCCCGCCUCAACACCGAGAUGCAUUUUGUGCCCUCGGGGCUCCCGAGGGGCUCCUUGCGUCUCCAAUCUGUCGGAGUCGUCCCCACCGCCCCACCCCAGGAAGAGGAUGGGAGCGGGAGAGAAACAAGGCAGCCUCCCUCCUCUCCCAGCUCCCUGGGCCCGAGAGGUCACUGGCAGCCGGACUAUGGGGCUGGGCUGCGGAUGGACAGUGGCAGCGUAGAGCCAACCAAGCCAUUUCAGUGA
This is a messenger RNA of Tachyglossus aculeatus (Australian echidna), 1698 nucleotides long. RefSeq names its product KISS1 receptor (gene KISS1R). Gene Ontology annotation, biological process: neuropeptide signaling pathway. Gene Ontology annotation, cellular component: membrane. NCBI's taxonomy places the organism in Eukaryota, Metazoa, Chordata, Mammalia, Monotremata, Tachyglossidae. Gene Ontology annotation, molecular function: G protein-coupled peptide receptor activity. The record is from RefSeq and is a predicted model, not a curated record. The transcript is spliced from 11 exons. The coding region runs from base 1 to 1698 and encodes 565 amino acids.